Molecule: messenger RNA, 382 nt
Organism: Lactuca virosa
Lineage: Eukaryota; Viridiplantae; Streptophyta; Magnoliopsida; Asterales; Asteraceae
Source: the annotation of a GenBank genome assembly
AUGAUAUCAACUGCAGUGAUCUCUAACCCUAUCUUUAUCUCGGACGUCCGGUCAACCACCACUGCUAACACCACCACCAAGCGACAUCGACCUUCUGACUAUUCUUCUUCAUUGGGUUUAUUGCAGCUUCGGGUUGAGGAAAGUUAUGUUGGUAUCUAUUGGAACAUUUUGGAAAAAAAAACCAGUUGCUUCUAUUGGGAAGAGCAAGGAGAAGUUGGCAAGGAUGAUCAGGAAUCGAUUGGAUACCACGGUGGAGAAGUCAAGAAAGAGCAUGACAAACUAGAUCAAGAGGUGUGAAGAAUGUAAUUAGUUAAUUUACCAGUUUGAAGUUAUUCCAGAUAAUAGAAAAGAACUUUAAAUUCAUUAAUGGUUGGGUAAGACU